UUCUCGUGUAGUGCGUACGCAAGGUGGCGCGUUGUUAGUAGUUUCGGUCUCGGCACAGCACUGGGAGUCCUCCGCCACGGCAUCGUUAAUCUGAAAAUUAAAAUGCCGCCGGCAAAGAGGGGCAAGGCGAAGGUUGACAAGAGUGAACCAACUCAAUCAGCAAAAGCUAACAAUUGGCCAUCUUGUAUUCGAUCCAUGACUCCUUCUUCCGUUGCUAUUACCAUCCACGCCAAGCCAGGUUCCAAAACUGCUUCCGUAACAGAUAUCAGUGAUGAAGCUGUAGGAGUGCAAAUUGACGCACCGGCCAGGGACGGAGAAGCAAACACGGCCCUUCUCGAUUACAUUAGCUCCGUUUUAGGAGUAAAACGAAGGCAAGUAUCGAUAGGCACUGGUUCCAAGUCUAGAGAUAAGACAGUUAUUGUGGAGGAUGUUACUGUUCAAUAUGUUUUUGACGCUCUAGAUAAAGUCUCAAAGGACCAGCGGUGAGACAAAUACCACGUGGCCGGAAGUGAAGCCAUGUGCUGGGAUCAUGUGAUAUGUGUUGUUUCUUGAUUACCAUAUACCACACAGCAAGAAGUAAGCCAGAUUCUAGUCUCAUUUGUUUUCCAGCUGAAGUAUUUGCCACUGGUGCCAUGGAAUACAGACCCUGUCGCCGGUCUUGUUAGUUGAAAGAACGAGAGUCGAACGUGAUUGUUUUCUCUCACUUUUGUAGGAUUUUGAUUCUGAUUUGUGUUCGAAAUGGUGUAUCUACACUGCAAGCAAGUAGUUCCUAAUGGUUUUGUAGGAUGUUGAUUCUCUAUUUAAGUUCUUAUCAUUAGCUGUGAACAUGUCAUCGAAACAAAGGCUGUGUCGUGUCAAAAUAAGAAUUUUAGUCACUGAUUUGAGAA
Messenger RNA from Prosopis cineraria, 887 nucleotides. RefSeq lists its product as uncharacterized. The transcript has 3 exons. NCBI's taxonomy places the organism in Eukaryota, Viridiplantae, Streptophyta, Magnoliopsida, Fabales, Fabaceae. Bases 103 to 486 code for a protein of 127 amino acids. The record is from RefSeq and is a predicted model, not a curated record.